UCCAAUAACAACAUUGCCCAGGUGCCAGUUGUACGUUCUGCACGCGCCGCUUAGAACCGUACAUAAAGCUAAUGAUAAAUAGCGAAAUGUAUACCAAGGUUGUUUUGAAAAGAGGUCUCAUUCUGAUUGUGGUGUUUUUUUUUAAAAUAACAGCUUUUAGAUCAUCGACACCGUUAAUAAAAAAUGUACACAGAGGCGGAAUACAUUACGAAGGACCACAUUGGUCAACGUCAGAGAAUGCUCUCUACUGGGUGGACAUUCAUGGACAGCAAAUACUUAAAUUGGACGCUGCAUCAGGAAACGUAACCAGCAGGGCUAUUGGCUACGGUCCCGUAUCAUUAGCGGUGACAGUCAAGGACAAUCCCAAGCUUCUGUUGAUUUCCGUAAGGUCAGAAUUGUAUUUGAUGCCUUGGGACGCGCCGGCGGGAGACAGUGCUCUGAGGCUCCUAAGCGUUGUAGAUUUAGGCUUGCCUGAUAAUAGAUGCAACGAUGGAAAAGUUGACGCAAACGGAAGACUUUGGUUCGGUACAAUGGGCAAGGAGGUUGGAAAUGAUGUAGACAAAGAUCAAGCAACACUUUAUAUGUUGGACGAAGGGAAUUACUUGCAUCCAAGCCACAAAGUUCGUCCAGUGUCUGUGUCCAAUGGCAUAGCUUGGACAUCAGACAAUAAAUUUAUGUUCUACAUAGACACACCUACCGGGAAUAUUGAUGUGUUCAAUUUUGAUCUGGAGGAAGGAACUAUUAGAAACCGAAGAACACUUUUUAGUUUUAAAGCAAAUAAUGUGACGGGCAUGCCUGAUGGAAUGACUAUUGAUGAUGAAGGCAACUUGUGGGUUGCAUGUUUUAAUGGUGGAAAGGUAAUCAAAAUAGAUUCUCGAGCAGGAAAACUUUUGGAGCAACAUAAGCUACCUGCUCAGAAAGUGACUUCAGUUAUGUGGGGAGGUCAUGACUUGUCCACCCUGUUUGUGACUACAAGUAGGGUUGGACUAACACCUGUGGAACAAGCUCAACAACCUGAGGCAGGCUCAUUAUUCGCCAUUGAAGGAACAGGGUCAAAAGGCUUACCAGAAAAUCAAUUUGUCUUUACAGAUGCUGCUAAUUAUUAAUGCACAGCUUUAUUGAGUUUGACUUGAGAACUUAAUGAAAAAUUGUUAUUUUGUUUACAUUUAGUUUGUUAAAAUAAAUGGCUUGAAAUUUU
Molecule: messenger RNA, 1198 nt
Organism: Bombyx mandarina (wild silkworm)
Lineage: Eukaryota; Metazoa; Arthropoda; Insecta; Lepidoptera; Bombycidae
Product: regucalcin
Biological process (GO): L-ascorbic acid biosynthetic process
Molecular function (GO): gluconolactonase activity; enzyme regulator activity; calcium ion binding
Source: RefSeq, a predicted model, not a curated record